Molecule: messenger RNA, 711 nt
Organism: Bacidia gigantensis
Lineage: Eukaryota; Fungi; Ascomycota; Lecanoromycetes; Lecanorales; Ramalinaceae
Exons: 2
Coding region: 1-711 (236 amino acids)
Source: RefSeq, a predicted model, not a curated record
AUGUCGAACUCAUUAGGUAGCCUCAAUAGAUUCCCAGGCGAGGUUAGGAAUGAGAUCUACCGUCACUACGAAGCAGUUGAAAUACUUUAUCUCAAGCCAACGUUUGAAAUUUGUAUCAAGUGGGAGGACUUUGCCACCGAUAAGUAUGUGCGCGAAGGAAAUCUUGGCCAGGAGAAACUGUCAAAGUUUGACGCUUUUACAUUCCAAAGAAUGAGCAAUGUGGCUCUACAUGUGGAUGUUCUGUCAGAGGACCAUCCAGAAAACUUCGAUGGAGAAAGGGGGGCGACAUAUAAGACUUCUGCGCAUAAAUGGUUCAAAGAGAGAUUUGCACACAAGGUCUUGCCUGGCGCUCGUGUGAAGAUCACGUUCCAUGAUGACUGGUCUCGUAGAUCUAAGAAAAGGAUCCAAGCGUCUGAUCUUGAUUUCGUACCUGAUUGCUUCCAAUUUCGGACGAUCGUCAUAGUUAGCUGGGGGUUCAGCGGAGCCUACUCUUUGAGGUCACAACUUAAAGGAUGGCAAAUCGACGAGCAUUGCGAUCCGGCACUUAGGAUCAUCAAAGCUAAGCUGGAGCCUCGACUCGGACCCGGUCUCAUGGAGAGAGGCCCUUCGAAUACCAAAAGCCGAAUUCCGGAGAGCAGAAUCACAUUUCACCCAGGCAAAUUAUCCGAGCUCAAAGUAGGCGAAGGCUACGCCAACCCCAACGACGAAUGA